UUGGCAGGUAGUGAUGGUUAUGAAACGUUGAUUCUGAACAAAUACCCAGCCACCUCUACCACAGCACUAGACAAUAAGAACCAGAUGUGCCAAUAUAGCAGUUUCAUAACAACUUCAUGGCUCCAUAGGCCUACUCGUCGCGUAACAGUGAUACAGACCGUAAGGGGGUGUGGUGUCACGUGGGCCAACAUGAAUGCCUGAAGUUUAACUUGAGUUGCUCAAACAAAUUCGACCAAAGCACACACACACAUUCAGCAACAGUAGUUUCAUACCUGUGCAACGAGAAGACUGGAGGAUGGACGCAGCAUACAAACAAAUUAACAGGAACUAUCCCACACUGGACAAUGGCAAAGAGGUAAGCCUUUUUUAAACAUAACAUCUAUUGUACACAAUAAUAUGAAAUGUGUAAUAAAUAAUAUACAUUUAUGAACGUGUUUAUCGCUAAUAAUAAUAUAAUAGUGAUGAUAACUGAUGUUAUCAUAUUGAAUGAGUAACAUACAUGUAUAAACCUGAUAUUGGCUUAUAGUACUAGAAUGAUGAGAACUGAUGGUUUUCUGAUUAUAUUUAUUUAAUAUAGCCAUAUCAUUAUUAUUGUGCAGUAAAUUCCAUGUCAGGAGAUAGGGAAGGUAACAGGUAUACUUGGCAUUGGACAGACCUUUUAGCACCUGUAAAACUUGCUAUUGUAUAAAGUCACAGUGUCAUUUGGUGAAAGGGUUAUUAGAAUGGCAGCUAUGUUGUUCACUGUGGCUGGAAUAGUCUAGUCAGCGGAAUGGCAACACAGACUAGACUAUUGUAAACGUCUCAUGGUCAUUGUGAAUAAUGUUAAAGGUUAGUGACUAUGAAUCCAUGCAGGAUGCGCGUAAUAAAUACCUGUACAAACAAAAAAAUCUGAUCCAGAAAAGGUGUGCACAGUUUAACAAUCUAUUGCUUGAGAAGUAAUGAUAAGACCUUUACUGUUUGUUAAUUCAUCACAAUAAUGGACUGGAGAAAUUAUAAAGGGAUAGUUAGGCAUAGAAUUCCAGUCCACUUUUGGUUUGAAUAAACAGCGAAGUACAGUUCAAGGAAUUGUGGAUGUCGAUGUAUUUGUGCAGAGUAGAGAUAAAUGGUCGAUUUGGAUGGGAUGGUGUCAGAGGUCAUUACUACAAAGGUCAGACCGUAAAGGUUAAAGGUGUGAAAGCUUUGCGCUUUGAGAGGUAAGUCCUUUGGAAUGCAAAAUAACCUGGGUUCUAUAACCACAGCCCACACACAAACACAUGCACAAAACAUUAUUUUUUAUUGUGAGUGAUACUUUCAUUCAUGGAAUAUAUUAACACAAUCCUAAUGAUAUAAUGCAGAUCUGUUCAACUGUUUGAUUUACCUGCGUUCGUAUAAGGUUUGUGGGUCAGAUUGUGGAGCCUCAGUCAUUAGGGAGUGGGCGACAUGUGUUUGCAGUUCAGCUAAUCAGAGAGUGAAAGAGUGAGAGGACAUAAAGUGAGAGAAAUAGCCGGUGUAGUUGAGGUGAUGCCAAGGGUCACCACGCUACAGAAGGUUCACUUUAGGAGAGCAUAGCCAUGUCAAUCACUCCACUCAGCUUCAAAAACAAUCCGUUGCUACAGCAUAUUAGUUCUUCCCAACACAACCCCCCCCCCCCCCCCCCAAGGCCAGUGAUAUAUCCACUGCACAUAGCUAUCUAGAUGAGAAUGUAAUCCACAGCCCACCAAAUUCAAUGCCCCCUGGAAUGUGUGCAGUGCUAAGGUCUAGCCCUGGGGGUCAUAGGUCAAAUUGCUGUGAAUCUUGUCUUGUAGCAGAGGAGAGGCUCCAUGUACCUGGAGGAAGAGACCAGCACCAAGGCGGGGGUGCUGUCCUGCUUCUUCUCCCUGAAGGAGGAGGUUGGGGCGCUGGCCAAAGCCCUCAGACUGUUUGAGGUAAACCACUCAACAUAACUGUGAAUAUGAAUGUACACAGUACAAACAAUCUUACAUGUGCAGUAAUGUACUGGAGUCACACAUGCAAAGUAAUGUGCAAUCUUUAUUCUGAAAUGCUCUGAUGUGUUUGUCCAAUGAGCCAUUGGUCAAGGACAAAUAAGAAGUCAGCCUGUUAGGAGUGACAAAAACCUGUAAAGCUGAAAUAGCUGUAAAGCUGAAAGCAGUAAUACCUGAAAUAGCUGUAAAAUGUGAAAUAGCUGUGAAAACUAAGAGGUGUAGUAGCUUUCAUAGCUUUAAAAGCUAAAAGCUGAAAUAGUUUCUGUAGGUGAGAAAAAGAGAGAGGGUGGGUAUGAGGCUAUUCUACAAGCACAACAAUAGGCUAUAAGCAAACAAAGUAAACAAUGUGUUUUUAUCCAUUUCAUACCAUGUGUACCAAAUAUGAAUAAAACAGAUGGAAAAAGACAAAUCCAAAUGAUGUACAGUAUUUUCAGAGAGUCAACUCCACAGCUGUGUUCUGGACCAGGAAAACUGCUUAGUCACUCCUUCAGGAGGCCAUUCAUUUUUACAUUUUAGUAAUUCAGCAGAAGCUGUUAUCCAGCGCAAUUUACAGCAGCGAGUGCAUACAUUUUCAUAAUUUUUUUCAUAAUCGAACCCACAACCCUGGCAUUGCAAGCACCAUGCUCUACCAACUGAGCUACACAGGACCAUUUAUCACUAGCAACUUUACGGCGGUAAUGAUCAGAAGACGCAGAGAGGCACUAGAAGAUCAGACAGAAGUUUACUAGCUGCCAUUUGUCAGUCCAAGGGACCAAUUUAAAGAGACAGCCAGGGCUUCACACUGAGCUAGCCACACUGAGUCAGCCAGACUGAGUUAGCCACACUGAGUCAGCCACACUGAGUUAGCCACACUGAGUCAGCCACACUGAGUCAGCCACACUGAGUUAGCCACACUGAGUUAGCCAGACUGAGUCAGCCACACAGAGUUAGCCAGACUGAGUUAGCCAGACUGAGUUAGCCACACUGAGUCAGCCAGACUGAGUCAGCCACACUGAGUUAGUCAGACCUUCCCUCUCUUCCCCUCUUUUCCCUCCAUGGAAAAAUUUACAAGGUACGUAACCAAACACAUUUCAUAAGACAGCAUGUUACCAGUUAGCUCCAGAUGUUCGAGGUUACUGACCAUCCUCCUGCAUCCUGGUACCUGCCUCAGUGAAGGACAUGUGCCUGGCUGGCUACAGUCCAUAAGUCCCGCCAGUAGGGGUAUUUCAUACCCUAGGGCCUGCUGAAUUGGAAUGUGUACAGCUCUGUGUCUGAUUUGAACAGGCUCUCUCAUACAUAUAGAACAGUUUGUUCAAUCUCUAGGCAGGCUCCUGCAACAGAGGCCAAGGUAAUGGGAAAUAAUGCUCCACCAUUGGAUACUACCAGUAAAGGUACUGUAGGGUAACUACUACAACCCCAAGUAUGAAUUAUGGACAUUUCCCUGGGGCUCCUAAGAUACUUUUUUGAGAAUUGACAGAAUUGACAUUAACAUUUAACUAGCCAAACGUUAGUGGAGAGUUUCCAGCAGGGUGUGAAGGUGUUAGAGGCCUACCGCAGGGUUUUACAUAAUGUAUAAUUAAAGGCUUGAGGUUGGUACGGUAUGUUCCCUCUACCUCUGGGCAAAAAUGGACAAAAUGUUUGUCAAUAUUGUUUCCAUGUUAUUUCAGCAUCAAAGUAAUCACAUUGCAUCAUUGUGGAUAGCUGUCAUAACACAUACAUGUUGAACAUUUUUGAGUCAUUUUAAUCCAAGACCUUUCAACCAGGGUUCAAGGUUUGGUUUAUUUUAAAUAUUUUGAGUUUGUUGACAACUCAAUCAAAUAUUAACCAAAAUGUGGUUGUUGAUCUGACGUCUUUGUCCAAUGUGUUGGUUGCCCAAUAUAUUAGUAGCCAACGUUAUUAAUAUAGGUUACUGAAUUUAGAGUUGAGGGGAUGUAAGCCCUAUUCUUUAAACUGUGUAGAUUUAUGGCUCUAUGGUAACUGUUAGAGUGUGAUGACAUCUUUAUCUUAGAUAUCUACGGGAGCAGUUGUGUACACAGUCUUUCCAGGCCGCUCUUUGAUCCACAACGCAGGCUGAGGUUUCUGCUUUUGAAAUAGUCAAACAUUGGAUUGGAAGACACCCAUCAGGCCCCAAUAUGGUCACCAGUUACGGCUACAGCAUUCAUUUAACCAUGUUGUGUUGUGCCACCAGCAACAGUUGACCCCGUCUAAAGGAACAUCCUUUUUUUAUUUUGUGUUGACUUAAGUGACUAUGUACUUCACGGCAUGCAGUCAGGGCUGUUUGGCAGCACAUUCAUUGUUUAACCUUCGACGAAGAAGUGCUAUCAAAGUUUGAUGUCCUAGUAGUCAAAACAGAAUUGGAUUUUCUUGUGCCUCACUUGUAGGGGAGAGUGGGGUAAGUUGAGUCAGAGGGUUAGUUGAGCCACCCCUUGUUUCUAAGAAACCAUACACAAAAUUAAUCAUGUGACCAAAUAUUUAGGAAGAGGUCAUCAUUUCAUGGAGUCUGUGAAGGAAGAAACCACAUGGAAAAAGUGGUAAGCAAGUUAGGUCCAAAAAACAGAUUUUCACAAAUUAAUUUAGUGUGUUAUAUGUUUCAUGAUGCAUGUAUCUAAACCAAAGUAGAUGGUUUUAUACAUAAGUUGGGGUCUCUAUAAGCUUCAAUAUGAGGUUAUAAAUGUAGCAUGAAAGAGCAUUAUUGUAGCUGUGUUGGCUAAUAUAGUCAAAAUGUUUGCCUUGGAGUAAGUUGAGCCAAUGGCCACCAUACUCCAUACAAAUUAUGAUUACAUUUGGUCAGUUUUAUGCAUAAUAUGCAUAGUAUGUCUGCAAUGUGUCAUGCAUAUGAACUCAAGAUAUUGCAUUUGUAUUGUUACAGAGCAGACAUCAUCAUGCCCCAUGUAUACAAAUGUAAAACAAGCAGGGGUCUAGCCCCCUUGAGUUUCUUGAGAGAGCAGCCAAGGAAGUGAGAGAGGGGAAGAAGUCCAUUUCAUCAGCAGCAAUGGAUGAAAAAAUUGACAGAAUGACACUGAAGAGGUACAUUGACAAAAAGAAAACUAACAUGUACCUGUGCGAAAGAGAGGCAAUGACAGAGUAGCAGAGGCACACAAGGUCUUAUCUGAUGACAUGGAGGCUUAGCUUGCUAAACAUAUCAUGAAUUUUCGCAGACCAGUUUCAUGGGCUUAGUAGCCUCAAAAGAACUUGCCAACGAAUUGGCACAUCGAAACAACAUCCCUGUCCCAGACAACUGGUCAUGAAAUGGAAGGGUUAGUGAUAUUGAACAGAGAGAUCUACAGUGCCUUCGGAAAGUAUUCGGACCCCUUGACUUUUUCCACAUUUUGUUACAUUACAGCCUUAUUCUAAAAUGGAUUAAAUAAAUGUCCUCAGCAAUCUACACACAAUACCCUAUAAUGACAAAGUGAAAACAGGUUUUUAUAAAUACAGGUUUAAAAAAACAGAAAUACCUUAUUUACAUAAGUAUUCAGACCCUUUGCUAUGAGACUCGAUAUUGAGCUCAGGUGCAUCCUGUUUCCAUUGAUCAUCCUUGAGAUGUUUCUACAACUUGAUUGGAGACCACCUGUGGUAAAUUCAAUUGAUUGGACAUGAUUUGGAAAGGCACACACCUGUCUAUGUAAGGUCCCACAGUUGACAGUGCAUGUCAGAGCAAAAACCAAGCCAUGAGGUCGAAGAAAUUGUCCGUAGAGCUCCAAGACAGGAUUGUGUCGAGGCACAGAUCUGGGGAAGGGUACCAAAAAAUGUCUGCAGCAUUGAAGGUCCCCAAGAACACAGUGGCCUCAAUCAUUCUUAAAUGGAAGAAGUUUGGAGCUGGCCGCCUGGCCAAACUGAGCAAUCGGGAGAGAAGGGCCUUGGUCAGGGAGGUGACCAAGAACCCGAUGGACACUCUGACAGAGAUCUAGAGUUCCUCUGUGGAGAUGGGAGAACCUUCCAGAAGGACAACCAUCUCUGCAGCACUCCACCACUCAGGCCUUUAUGUUAAAGUGGCCAGACGGAAGCCACUCCUCAGUAAAUGGCACAUGAAAGCCCGCUUGGAGUUUGCCAAAAGGCACCUAAAGACUGUCAGACCAUGAGAAACAAGAUUCUAUGGUCUGAUGAAACCAAGAUUGAACUCUUUGGCCUGAAUGCCAAGCGUCAAGUCUGGAGGAAACCUGGCACCAUCCCUACGGUGAAGCAUGGUGGUGGCAGCAUCAUGCUGUGGGGAUGUUUUUCAGCGACAGGGACUGGGAGACUAGUCAGGAUCGAGGCAAAGAUGAACGGAGCAAAGUACAGCAAGAUCAUUGAUGAAAACCUCCUCCAGAGCGCUCAGGACCUCAGACUGGGGCGAAGGUUCACCUAACAGCACAACGACCCUAAGCACACAGCCAAGACAACGCAGGAGUGGCUUCGGGACUUUUCUCUGAAUGUCCUUAAGUGGCCCAGCAAGAGCCCGGACUUGAACCCGAUCUAACGUCUCUGGAGAGACCUGAAAAUAGCUGUGCAGAGACGCUCCCCAUCCAACCUGACAGAGCUUGAGAGGAUCUGCAGAGAAGAAUGGGAGAAACUCCCCAAAUACAGGUGUUCCAAGCUUGUAGCGUCAUACCCAAGAAGACUCGAGGCUGUAAUCGCUGCCAAAGGUGCUUCAACAAAUUACUGAGUAAAGGGUCUGAAUACUUAUGUAAAUAUGACAUUAACUUAUUUAUUUUUAUAAAUUAGCAAAAAUGUCUAACAACCUGUUUUUGCUUUGUUUUUGUCAUUAUGGGGUAUUGUGUGUAAAAUUAUGAGGAAAAAAUACAAUUUAAUCAAUUUUAGAAUAAGGCUGUAACCUAACAAAAUGUGGAAAAAGUCAAGGGGUCUGAAUACUUUCCGAAGGCACUGUAUAUCUGAACGUAGGCAUGAAUUUAAGAUAUACAAUAUACCACACCCCCAUUCCAUUCAUUCAGCUUUGACCUACCAUCACCAUCACUCACUGUUACAGGACACCAUCACCCACUUACCCCAAGGUGGCUCAACUUACCCUGUCCCUAUACUCAACUUACCCGGGGUAAGUUGUGCCAGGAGACCACUUUUUUUGGGCAAGCUAUGUUUUCAAAACUGUUAUGAAUUCUUAUUAUUUCCAGGGAUACACACCAUCCUGAAACAUAUGAAGAUAUCUUUGUAAGAAAUAAUACUAUAUUUCCCUUAACGUAGUGAUGCUAAAUGUUAAAAAUGGCUAAACUUACCCCACUCUCCCCUACUUGUAAAAGCCAGAUUCAAAAUGGAGUAAAACACAAAGUAGAGAUGUGUGGGUGCGUGUCACAGAUCAAUAAGUAUCUUCCACGUACUGUGCUCCAAAUGCAGUUGUAAACAUGAGAAGCUCCUCUGGACCUAUGAGCUCCCAUUCCCCAGAUCCACCCCCUACUCCACCCCCAUCUCUCUGUAAAACCUCAAACCUCACCACCAUCAGACCCAGUUUUAGUCUGAACACUUCCCAUCUUUUCUAUAAAAACAGGCCACGUCAACCUGAAAACCAUCAACACAGCCCUCCCUCUCCCCAGGACUGACCAGACUCCACUGUACUCAGCAACAUCAGUUGGCACCCCCCUCUAGUGUACCUCUCAUAGUCAUCAGUGAGAGGAUAGGAUCAUAUGGAUGGUUUAGGAAUACAAUGUUUCCAUAUGGGUUUAUUAAUGUAUGUGGAGUGAAACAUCGAAAGGCAUCAAAGUAGAAACCAUCAUAAUUUGAAUGAGAAAUUGAAAAUGACAGCUCUGUAGGAAGAACCGAAUACAAAGGGAACUUUUACAUUGACUCCAUAUAUCCAUAUCAUCAGCUGCAUUAUCAACAUCAUUUAUACCCAUGUACAUUUACAGUAUUCAUUUGGAGUCAAGAAGUCCUCCUAUGCAGUUCCAAUCCCCAGCUACUAACUCACUGUUUAUUCCUCUGAAACUCCAGCCCAUGUGAUGUGGGUUGGAUGUCAUGUGAGGAGUCAAUUCCUAGCAUCAGUAAGCUUGUCAUGACCGGACCAAGGCCUUACCGCAGCCAGGGCACGGGUAGGGUUAAUGUCACUCACGCGAGGCCUUGUGGUAGACAUUCAUUCCACUUCAAAAGUCACCAGGAGCAUAGCGACAUCUCUGGGAAGUACACAAAUCUACCCAAACAGGCCCUGGGUCCAUAUUAACUUGGGGGGGGGGGGGGGCAUAUUUGGCCCAAGAUAAGCCUGGCCAGGCUCCCUGUAAGAUUAAUAUUAGAAUAACAAUGCAGUACCGAUCUCCUGUCAACAACAAAGUAUACACUAAACUAUCUGUCUAAACUAAACAGACAGAGACCUAACAAACAGGGCAAACAAACUCUCUGACACCACAAGGAGUCAAUAAUGGCACAUCAUUAGAUGGAAAGUAUGCAGAGCCAUGGGGGGAGAGGGGUGUGGAGCGUUGUUUUGUAACUAAGUGCUGUUGGAUGUUAAAACAACAGCAGAUCCAUGUGGUCUCCAUAGAGCCCCAGUCUGGAGAAUGGGAUCCAGAUGGAGAUGGAGCGUGAGGGGGAAUGGGACUGUGUGCCGCCCGGCCCCACCUCUCUACUGGGCCUAUGGCAGUAA
This is a messenger RNA of Coregonus sp. 'balchen', 8499 nucleotides long. Lineage: Eukaryota; Metazoa; Chordata; Actinopteri; Salmoniformes; Salmonidae. The record is from the annotation of a GenBank genome assembly.